Molecule: messenger RNA, 849 nt
Organism: Cottoperca gobio
Lineage: Eukaryota; Metazoa; Chordata; Actinopteri; Perciformes; Bovichtidae
Product: NHP2-like protein 1
Exons: 3
Coding region: 250-636 (128 amino acids)
Biological process (GO): ribosome biogenesis
Cellular component (GO): ribonucleoprotein complex; nucleolus
Molecular function (GO): RNA binding
Source: RefSeq, a predicted model, not a curated record
GGAAAAGUACUUCCGGUCCGUUUUCUCGGCUGGUGUAUCCAGUGCGCAUGUGCGGUUAUCACACACGUGUGGUGAACGUUUGGACUGACUGCAUGCAACAGAGCUUAAAGACUUCAUAGCGCUUCAGAAAUAACACUUAAAGAAAAAACAUCCCGCGUUUUGUUGUCCUUUCUAAACGAGGUGAAAGAAAAAUAACCUCCGUGAAGCAUUUCGCCGAGAGGGCCGGAAUACCAGAACAAACUAUUUACAAUGACUGAAGCCGCAGUUAACCCAAAGGCCUACCCGCUGGCCGACGCCACGCUGUCCAAGACCAUCCUGGACCUGGUGCAGCAAGCCUCAAACUACAAGCAGCUGAGGAAGGGGGCUAAUGAAGCCACUAAAACCCUGAACAGAGGCAUCUCCGAGUUUAUUGUGAUGGCUGCUGAUGCUGAACCACUGGAGAUCAUCCUCCACCUGCCGCUGCUCUGUGAGGACAAGAACGUCCCGUACGUGUUUGUCCGCUCUAAGCAGGCCCUGGGUCGGGCCUGUGGGGUGUCACGCCCCGUCAUCGCUACCUCAGUCACCAUAAAGGAGGGGUCGCAGCUCAAACCGCAGAUUCAGUCUGUUCAGUUGUCGAUCGAGAGACUGCUCGUCUAAUUUUUGUUGCACUUUUGUGACAAAGUCUCCUUGGAAAAACAGGAAGACAAGUUCCAGCAAAUACUCUUGUCCUCUGUUUGAUAUAAAACAGUUGUUAUGCAUGGCAAGAACAUAUAGAUGUUUUUCUUUUUUACUUCUCAGGACAGCGAGUCCACUUCAGUGUAUCAGUCUGCCACGGCAUCACCUGAUAAAUAAAAUACUUUUUUAAUUUAA